AUGGUAAACUUGGACGAGGAGAAUCUCGCCACCACGAGCACCGAUGAUAAUGGUACUCCCGCGACGACGACGACGACGACGACGAUGAUGACGAGAAAAGAAGAAGAAGGCAGUCGGGACCAACGAGAGAAACAGAUGCGAGAGCGGUUGAAAGCGCAAGCGUAUUUAGGUGAACAAUAUUUCCUUGCCGAACACAACCGGAGAAAAGACAACAAGAAAUAUAGCGAUAAUAACGAUUGGUUCUCAACUGAAGACGAAACGUUCGUCGUCGCCACGAAAGCGUCCAAUCCAAAAUUCCCACCGAGCGCUUUCGCGCAGUUUUCAGAAAACGAAAACGUCGUGCAGAACAACGCGGGAGGACGACGACGAGAUGAACACCAGCACCAGCACCAGCACCAACAAAAAAUAACAACCACAGCGACGAAACAUAAACAGUUGUACUUCUCUCCGCCGCAAAAUUUGGAAGAUAUACAAGGAACCUUGCCCUCGCAGAACGGCAUCGCUUCGCACAUGGUGUGCCAAUGCGACGAGGCGAGUCAAUACGUCACCAUCAAUCCAGAUGCGCGCGGAAAGUGGGAAGGCGAAGGCGGGAGGAAACAGUACGCCCAGAGGUGUCCGGUUCACUUCCCUUUCGCAUGGACAUGGAAAGGGGACGUGAACACUGGACCGAUGAAAGGCGAGGCUUGGAUGUCUGCCGCGCGGAUGCGUGAUCAACGCGCGAAGGAGGUUGCGUGGGAAGCGCGGGAGUUAGAGCGACGAAGACUCGCGCUUAGGAGUAUUUACGAUAGAGAAAACAAACAUCACCCGAUGAAUUACGAACUAAAAACCGAGACCAAUGAAGGACACGGCGAAGAAGAUUUUGAAAAGUGGAAAGAUAAGAAACACAUGCAGCGAGAAAAACCUACCAUGUUCACGAGAGUUGUGGACGCGUUGGAAUCAAUCGGUCACAAUCUUUUCGGCGACGACGAUGACGACGAGUAUUACGACGACGACGACGAUGAAGGAAGAACACGAAGAAGGAACAACGAAAAGAUAGUUCGAGACGUACAUAACGCGAGAGAAUUUGCGCAGUUUGUCAGAGAUGAGGGCGCUUUGAAGUACCUGUCGUCGAAUUCGUCGUCACCUAGAAAAAUUAGUGAAAAAGUAAACAAGAAUCCAAAUGGAAUCGUCGACCGGUCCAUGAAACAGCGGUUGCUCGACACCUCAAAAAGUUCCGUCAAAUUCUCGCAGUUAGAAGGUGAACCCGGUUACGUCGUGUACGAAACAAAUUUCAAUUACUACGUAGUCACGCACGAUGCGAGCUUGAGUAAUUGGAUUUACGCGAAACUCGAUCGGACGAGUUCACGAAUGCGAGUCGAAGAAGGCGGGCGGAAAAGAACGGAGGCAGAAAUGAACGCGUUUUUUCGAGAGGUAAGAAAGAACGAAGGCACGGUAACUAAGCUAAGCGCCGGUGCCGGUUUAGUCGUUUUCAUUGAAUUCGCCGGGCAAGAAGAAGGGUUGACGGUAGAUUCUGUUGAAGUUGAAGACGCGUCAAAGAAUCCGGAGGGUAUUAUUUUGCGCGAUGAACUCAAAUUUCGAGAAAAAAUGCGGCGAAUGCAAGAAUUCAACUUGAAUUACUUACACAUUGAGCGUGUAUAUCCGGACAAGUGGGGUGCAAAUGGAGCGCAGUUUGGCGUAAAGAAGGAUUACGUCGUCUUCAGUGGUGCGGAUAGCGUGCGAGUUCCGAGCAAAGCAAACGCCGAGCGGGCCGCCUUGAUGAACAUGCACCUAACGGUUGAAGCAGCUGAUUUCGCAGAGGAAUCUCGUUUACAAGCUAAAGAUCGUGAAGAAGUUUUUAAAGCGCGUCUUUUAAUAAACGGUGGAGAAGUUCUCGAUCGGCAUUCGGGGAGUGGAUCGAACCAAAAGUGGGUGUAUAAAAAUGGUCGAAAGUUGAAAAAAAUAGCAAACGCAAAGCCAAAGCCACCGCCGUCGUAUGGAAACAAAGAUUUCAGGGGUAAUGGUCCCGUUGUCGACUCAAAAUCUUCGUCAUCUAAGAACAGCGUAACGAACACGCUGAUCGGAUCGCUGGAGCAAUCGUUGUUUGGUAAACAAAUCGCCGACGAACUUUUAGAAGAAGACGACGAGCUCUCCUUCUGGGAAGGCACGCCCGUAGGUGUUCGGAUUUUACCAGACUUUGUCGCGCACAGUUACAUCAAACCUGGUGACGUUCGAAAAGUCAAGAGAUUGAACAUGCAAAUCUAUCGAACGAAACUUUUGUCCGAAACGGAAUCGAUUGCAAACUUUUUUGUGCCUCUUCUCGAGACGGUGUUGAAAGCGGUUUCGCCUCGGUUUCUGAAGAUGAAUAAUAAUAAUAAGGAUGAAUACGUGAAGAAAGAUGCCAACGCCGACGAAAACACCGCCGAAGCCGUCGAAUACUUAGACGAGGACGACAUUGAUAUCGUGCAAAAGUAUCUGUACUCAGAUUCAAGAAUACCUUUGGGAACGCGAUUGGUAAAGUUGCGUUUCCGAAGCUAUUCCAGGCACGAAAGCGAUCCGAUUCGCGUUCAAUGA
Molecule: messenger RNA, 2550 nt
Organism: Bathycoccus prasinos
Lineage: Eukaryota; Viridiplantae; Chlorophyta; Mamiellophyceae; Mamiellales; Bathycoccaceae
Exons: 1
Coding region: 1-2550 (849 amino acids)
Source: RefSeq, a predicted model, not a curated record